AUGACAGUCAUUGAUGGAACCCAAAUAUGGGCCGAUACACCGUGGCCAUUGAUCCCAACAACUAAAAAUGCCUCAAAACAUGCUGCCGUUUACAUCGCGAAAGAAAUGACCCACACGCAUAAUUGUAUGCUCCGAGGUCUGAACAGUAUCUACCACCAAGCAGAGAAUGUCCAGAAACCCGAAGACAUCACGGACCUUUUAUUUUUCAUCAAAUGCUGGACAGGCUGGGUAUCCCAUCACCAUAUCAUGGAAGAAGAAAUGAUGUUCCCGGGGUUUGAGAAGGUGAUUGGCACGCCUGGAUUCCUAGGCGACAAUGUGGAACAGCAUCAUGGCUUCCAGCCACAGUUGAAGAUACUCCAGGAUUAUAGCGCCCACACUAAACUUGCGGGUUAUGAUCCCUCAAUUAUCCGCAAAACCAUUGAAGUGAUGGGGCCCAGUUUCCGCGAUCAUCUAGGCGAUGAAAUUGACAGUCUUCUCCGAAUGAUUGAUUAUAACCCGGAGGCUUUGAUGAAGGUAUACAAGAGCUGUGUAGCCGAGGCAACCAAGCAAGACAAGCAAGUCGUUCCUCCCAUGGUGCUCGGACUGCGAGAUGUCACCUUCGAGGGAGGUAAUCAGUGGCCUUCGCUGCCUCCCAUGGCUGGCUGGGUGAUCAACUAUUUCUUCGCCCGCAAACAUUCUCACGCAUGGCGUUUUCUUCCUUGUAACGGCUGGGGAAAGCCUCGUCGUCUAGCAUUUGGACCUAAGCGAGAAGCAAAGAAAUAG
This is a messenger RNA of Penicillium concentricum, 762 nucleotides long. RefSeq lists its product as uncharacterized. The record is from RefSeq and is a predicted model, not a curated record. The transcript has 3 exons. The coding region runs from base 1 to 762 and encodes 253 amino acids. NCBI's taxonomy places the organism in Eukaryota, Fungi, Ascomycota, Eurotiomycetes, Eurotiales, Aspergillaceae.